Molecule: messenger RNA, 3386 nt
Organism: Penaeus indicus
Lineage: Eukaryota; Metazoa; Arthropoda; Malacostraca; Decapoda; Penaeidae
Gene: Nop60B
Product: H/ACA ribonucleoprotein complex subunit 4-like
Exons: 12
Coding region: 26-1570 (514 amino acids)
Biological process (GO): snRNA pseudouridine synthesis; mRNA pseudouridine synthesis; rRNA pseudouridine synthesis
Cellular component (GO): box H/ACA snoRNP complex
Molecular function (GO): RNA binding; pseudouridine synthase activity
Source: RefSeq, a predicted model, not a curated record
GGCUGCGAACGGAACGUUAGGGGCAAUGGAGGGCGAAGUCAAGAAGAAGAAGAGCAAAAAGUCCAUUGGGGAGCUUCACCAGGAAAUGAGCUUUAAAAUUGAGCCUUCGGAAGCCCCUGCGAAGGUGCUGGACACGUCGGAAUGGCCACUCCUCCUUAAGAACUUUGAUAGGUUGAAUGUCCGUACAAACCACUACACUCCCUUACCGCACGGAUGUUCGCCGCUAAAACGAACAAUUUCCGAAUACCUGAAAGCUGGGUUCAUCAACCUGGACAAACCCAGCAAUCCUUCUUCACACGAGGUUGUGUCGUGGAUUAAGCGUAUUCUUAAGCUAGAGAAGACGGGGCAUUCGGGUACCUUAGAUCCCAAAGUCACAGGUUGUUUGAUUGUGUGUCUAGAACGAAGCACCAGACUAGUAAAAUCUCAGCAAGGAGCCGGGAAGGAGUACGUGUGUAUCUUCCGACUGCACGAGAGCGUAGAUAAUUUAGCAAGAAUUAAACAGACACUCGACAAACUGAAGGGGGCACAGUUCCAGAGGCCGCCACUUAUCUCUGCCGUGAAGCGUCAGCUCCGCGUCCGGACUGUGUAUGAUAACAAACUCAUUGAGUAUGAUCCGGAGCAAAAUAUGGGUAUAUUUUGGGUGAGCUGUGAGGCUGGCACAUACAUCCGUACCAUGUGUGUUCACCUUGGUCUUCACUUGGGCACGGGAGGUCAGAUGCAGGAACUACGGAGAGUGAGAUCAGGUAUACAGGGGGAAAAGGACUCGCUAGUAACCAUGCAUGAUGUCUUAGAUGCUCAGUGGCUCUUUGAAAAUCAUGGCGAUGAUUCAUAUCUGCGAAGAGCAGUAAAGCCCCUCGAAGCCAUGCUUACCGCUCACAAGAGAAUCAUUAUGAAGGAUUCGGCAGUUAACGCAGUCUGUUACGGAGCCAAGAUCAUGUUGCCUGGCGUGCUGAGAUACGAGAACGGCAUAGAGCUGAACGAGGAGAUUGUCGUCUGCACCACCAAGGGAGAGGCCAUUUGUAUUGCUCUUGCCCUAAUGACCACCUCCACCAUGUCCUCCUGCGACCACGGUGUUGUGGCUAAAAUCAAGAGAGUAAUCAUGGAAAGAGAUACAUACCCGCGCAAGUGGGGCCUGGGACCAAAGGCAACGAUGAAGAAGACCAUGAUCAAGGAUGGUCUUCUCGACAAGCACGGAAAGCCAAACGAAAACACUCCGUCAGAUUGGUUGCACAACUAUGUUGACUACAGAACGGUGAAAAAGGAACCCGUAGACAGUUUUGCAGCAGCUACACCAGCCGUUGAAGCUAUGCCAGCGGUCGAGGCCAAGAAGAGAAAGUUAAGUGAAGGCUCCGAUGCCUCAGGAGCAGCGGAAACUCCUGCGGCAGAUGAAGCACAAACAAAGAAGGAAAAGAAAAAGAAGAAGAAGAAGAAGAGGGAAGAGGAGGAAGAAGAAACGGAAGCAGUGGUGAUCAAGCAGGAAGUGAUAGAGGCUGAGCCGGAAGAAGAGAGUGGAGAGAAGAAAAAGAAGAAGAAGAAGAAGAAGAAGAAGGAAGAGCAAGAAUCGGAAUAAAGGCAUUCGGACUCGAGCACCUGGCCAGCAGAUUACUUUGGCUGUGAUGGAAUAUCUGGAUAAACAAAAGAAAAGACUUUUAUUUUACUUAUCAGUUUCUAUCGUUAUAAUUAUUAUUAUUGAGAAUAUAUAUUUUUUUCUUUUCAAACAUGCACUGAAAUGUUGUGUGGAACACUCGCCUGAAUCUACUUUUUUCGUUGAAAGGAAAUAGUGCCCUUCGGUGUUAUACGUUACGUUGGAAUACACUUGUCGGUAUGAAAGUCAAAGAAAUACUUGAUGUCUUUUUGGGGGGAAUGAGGGAGGUGGCUGUUGAAGGAUCUUGUCCUUAACUGGUUUAGCCACCAGAUGCUCAAUUUUCUUAAUUUUUUAAAAGGAAAAUAUAGUGCUUUGGGUCAAAUAUCUUGAGAAACUUGCAUAUGUAGUAGGAAGAGAGCCUUUCCCGUGCUAAAAACUGGUUUAGUGGAAGAUUUUUAUGCCUGUAGAAGUUCACCAAUUUGCAAAAUUUAGCUUGAAACGAUUCCUCGAAAGCUUCUUCAUUUCUAGAAUAAGUGUUUUAUGGAAGUAUCUAAAUGUUUAAUUUUAAAGUUGUGUUUGUUAUGGUGCUUAGUUUAACGAGAGGCCUGACAGACUGCCAGACCAGAUGUUUGCAUUUCAAAAAGAUUGCCAAAUUAUUUAGAAUUGGUUACUUAUUUAAGUUUUUUUUUUUUUUUUUUUUUUUUUUUUUUUUCAUAGAACAAGUUUGUUAGAGCAUAGUGGGUGUACAGUUUGUGUACAUAUGUAUGCUAAGUAGCUAAAUAGUUUGUUUAUAUUGAAUUUUUUAAGAUUUAUCAUCCUCCUGUGAAGGGAACAGAAGCCUAUCGCCGUUGUUGUCACAUUAUUUCCAUUGACAAAUUAUCUCUAGUGUCUGCAGCAGUGCUUAGAUGAGACAAAAAUGUGAAUUUUUUAUUUAGAAUCUUUUGUUGUUGUUGUUGUGUAGAACACUUUGUUUUGAAUAAUUCCCAUUAUUCUUGGAAAAGUAUUUUACUGUAAUGUUGUUGAGCAUGGAUAUGUGAUCAGGGUAUGUAAAGUACAUAACAAAGUGUCGACCCCUUCUUCCUUUUAACCUUGUGUAAAGAAAAAGAAAAAAAAGACUUGUAACAUGUAACAUUCUACCCCCCUCCUCCUCCUCCUCCCCCACCUCCUCCGGGCCACUACCAAGAACCACCCCAAGGCUAAAAGUAGAGUAAUUUGUCGUUUUCCUGACACCAAGACCUGCGGGAAGUCCACGGGAAGUCCCUUUCGUGGGGUCCAAGAGGGGGAGCUCAGUGCUGGUAAUGUUCCGAGGCGAAGCUAAACAAAAUGAAACAAACCAGAUGGGAGUCUUUCAAGUGCCAACGUUGAAAGACCGGCAGGCGGAGCAGAGGUUGCCAUGACGGUGUAGCAUCCGAAGAUCCGGUUGCUGAAAUUGCUGAUGACGAAGCCUAGGGAGAGACUUUGCAUGGUCUUUGGUCGCAAAAGGCUUAAAAAGAGAGAAAAUAAAUGAAAGACUUGUGUGCACUUGGCAGCACAUUGUGGUAGUUCAUCCGGUGAUGAUGAUGUUAAUGUUAACUAUUUUUUUUUCCAUGUCCAUUACUCUAGGGUUAUGUUGCUAAAGUAAUUAGCAUGCAUUGGAGUUUUAAGCCUUUUAGUUACAUAGAUUGUGCAGAGUGUGUUACUAGGCUUUUUCUCACGUCUAGGGUUCAAGAUGUGUUCAUGUUGGCCCAUAUCUUCAGUGAUAAGUGAUUGGACCACACAUCACUAGUAUUAGGAUGUUUUUAAUAAAAUAUAAAUGUCCAAA